Messenger RNA from Coregonus clupeaformis (lake whitefish), 1578 nucleotides. RefSeq names its product stathmin. The transcript has 5 exons. Lineage: Eukaryota; Metazoa; Chordata; Actinopteri; Salmoniformes; Salmonidae. Gene Ontology annotation, molecular function: tubulin binding. Gene Ontology annotation, cellular component: neuron projection; cytoplasm. Bases 108 to 560 code for a protein of 150 amino acids. The record is from RefSeq and is a predicted model, not a curated record. Gene Ontology annotation, biological process: microtubule depolymerization; neuron projection development; regulation of microtubule polymerization or depolymerization.
GCGCGAACUGACCAUGCUCGAGCAGAAAAUUCGCGGCUAAAGUCUGGCUGUUGAGGAGAGUUUGUCUCACUGUUUGUAAAGAUACAUUGACUCUGUCCACUGGUGAAAUGGCAUCUUCCUGCGGAGAUAUUCAGGUUAAGGAGAUUGAUAAACGUGCGUCUGGCCAGGCGUUCGAGGUGAUCCUGGGAGCACCAGGUCCAGACGCCAAGGGAGAGUUCCCCCUUUCUCCCCCCAAGAAGAAGGACCUGUCCCUGGAGGAGAUCCAGAGGAAACUAGAGGCUGCAGAGGAGAGAAGGAAGUCCCAUGAAGCGGAGGUUCUGAAGCACCUCGCUGAGAAGAGGGAGCACGAGAAGGAGGUGCAAAGGAAAGCCAUGGAGGAGAACAACAACUUCAGCAAGAUAGCCGAGGAGAAGCUUAACCAGAAGAUGGAGGCCAACAAAGAGAACAAGGAGGCCCUUCAGGCAGCCAUGAGUGAGAAGUUCAAGGAGAAGGACAAGAAACUGGAAGAGGUGCGGGCCAAGAAGGAAACCAAAGAGGGCGGUGCCGAGACAGAAAACUGAACAGUUCAGUCUAUGGGGGGAUUGUAUACAAGAGGGUUUUUUACGUAUCCAAAGAUUGAUUUAUAUUUAGUUGAUGGCCAGUAUUUUUGUUGUUCACUGCCACCCAUCUUAUGAAGAAAAUAAGUUCUCCCCGUUUGUGAAUUUAACUUCUCUCCUGCUAUAAGUGUACUUGCGAUAGUUGUAUGUGUGGAUAUUUGUCUCCUUGUUGCUUCUACGGCUGUCUAAACGUUACUAGCCUUCAAAUCCUCUCAAAUGGUAUUGGAGGAGAGGAUCCAAGGUAAUUUCCUCAGACCACCAAUGAAGCUGUGAAAGAAAUUAACAAAAAGAGGACUGAGAAAGCAAGGAUUGGACCUCUAGUAACCAUUUCAUACACAGCCCAUUUCUUUGGAUAUAUAGCUUUUUUCAUUACAGCUUCUGACCUAAUGAAAAAUAGCAGUGUAUGGACUUGUCCUUUUUAAGGAAGCAUGUGCUGUGCAUAGGUCCUCGACAUGAUCUCUCUAUUCCAUAGUGCAGCUUUGGAAUGGUGUCCCUGUGUAUCUCACACCUGACUGUUCAUAGCGCUUAUUGAUCACUGGUCGUUAACAUAUUGAUUGGUUUCACCUCUUUCACAGCAGUAGGUGUAUCGCAGCUUUUGCUGUUUAGAGAUCUGCUAGUCUUGUUCUUUAAAGAACUAAGGCUUUGUCUGAUAUGUCAUCCUUAUCCUAAUGCACUACCCAAAAGUAGUGCACUAUAUAGGGAAUAGGGUGCCAUUUCAGAUGCAACCUAAACCUAAUCUUUGUGCCGCUGCUGAUUUUUUAUUUUUUUUUGUUUAGUUUGUAAAGUGGAGGUUUGUCUCAAAGCACAUGACUUAGUGCUGUUGUAGGGCCAUGAAGUAACUUUGCCAGACUUUUGAAUCAUCUAGGAUGUUACUAGAGGAGUGGGUCUAUACAUGGAAUGCAGAAGAGCAAUACGCUUUGGCUUCUUAAUAGAUGUUACUAGUUGACUUAACUGUAAUAAAUAAUAAAAUGGUCAAACGGCA